GUUCUUCCCAACAUGUAUUUAAAUAAUUUUAUGCUAUUUCAAACAGAUGAUCCGCAAUGAAAUGCAAAAAGAGUAUAAGGAAAGCAUUGCUCGUCUAUGUACUUCUCUUUUUAAUUCAAGAAAUAGUCACCGAAGAGUGUGGAUGGGCACAUAGAAUAGAACGCUUCUUAGCUGAGCCAGAUGCGAUGGAAGGGUCUUGGCCAUGGAUGGUGCAAAUAUUUAAACUAAAUAGUGAUGGUGAAGAAAUUCAUUCAUGUUCAGGAAGCAUGAUUUCCAGUAAACAUAUCCUAUCUAUUGCUCAAUGUUUCGACCACAAAAACUAUUCUCAGUACAAAGCAAAAAUUGGCCAUGUUGAUGAAAGAUUAGCUCCUGAAUACAAUAUUAUCCGGAUAGUUCUCCCUGAUAGCUAUGUCCUUGGCCAAUUUCACGACGACCUUGCUAUCCUGACGCUGGCGAGGAAUGUAGAUACGGAAAAUUUCAAUCCCAUCUGUUUGCCUCCUAAACAAGGAUUUGUUAACUUAACAGGACAAUAUGCUGUAGUCGUUGGCUGGGGACCUCUUGUCUCACGUGGGCCAACCUAUCCGUAUCUUAGAGAGAAAUUUGGUUUACUGGUUAUUCCCAACUCGAGGUGCCAGAAAUUUGCAGAGAACUCGAGUCACUAUAAAGAAAAAUUCCCUAGAGGUAUUGCGAAUGAAAUGAUUUGCACAGCUUCUCCUAAUGAAUGUAUAGGAGACUCUGGUAGCCCGCUUAUGUUCCAAGUAGAAGAACAAUGGUAUGUUGUUGGAGUGAAAUCAUUCGGAUGGUCUUGCGAUAAAUCUGAAUUUCCAACAGGUUACACUAGAGUGACUGAAUAUUUGAAUUGGAUAGAAAGAAACGUUCACUUUGCUUGUGGAUUGUCCCUUAAAUUAAGUAAUUCUUUAGAAAAUGGCACAGAUCGACAAGGAUCUUGGCCCUGGAUGGUGGCAAUCGAUAUGCGAAACAGACAAGGUGAAUUCUAUCCCUUAUGUUCGGGAAGUAUGAUUAGUAUGAAGCAUGCAUUAGUUCCAGCUCAUUGUUUCCCUCGUCGUGAUCCUACUCUGUAUAAAGCAAGGAUUGGAAAUGUCGAUCUCAGAUUAGCUCAAGAAUACAACAUCACCCGGAUAGUCGUCCAUGAUGAAUACGUCCGCAAUCGAUUUCGUAAUGACAUCGCUAUUCUGACCCUGGAGAAGGAUUUAGAAUCUGGAGAUUUCUAUCCUAUUUGUUUACCUCCCAGCCGUGAAUUUGUUAACUUAGAGGGGCAGAAUAACGCCGUUGUUGGUUGGGAACUUUUGUCAUUAGGAUAUGAACAUCCGGAGCUAAAAGAGUACUUUGGUAUAGAAGUCAUUGCAAAUUCGAGAUGCAAUGCAAUGUACAGCAGGAUGAUUGCCUUUAGAAGGCAAUUCCCUAGAGGUGUGGGGGAUGGAAUGAUUUGCACAGCUUCCACACAAAUAUGUUUAGUAGAAUCAGGCAGUCCAUUGAUGUACCAAGUUGAAGGUGCAUGGUAUAUUGUCGGUUUUGUUAGUUUCGGAACCUCUUGUACUGUCUCGUCUGAUUUUCCCUCAGGAUUCACUAAAGUCUCUGAAUAUUUGAACUGGAUUGAAGAAAAUAUUAAAAGCUAGAUUAACAAAUGUCUGCUAGCACAAUUUUAUAUUAUCAAGUAUUUAGAACUUAAAAUGAGAUUAAGUUAUAUAAUGUGAAUUACAUAUUAUUUUAAAAGUAGUGAAAUAAAUAAAAGAACAUCUCAAUUGC
Molecule: messenger RNA, 1767 nt
Organism: Argiope bruennichi
Lineage: Eukaryota; Metazoa; Arthropoda; Arachnida; Araneae; Araneidae
Product: clotting factor G beta subunit-like
Exons: 11
Coding region: 57-1637 (526 amino acids)
Biological process (GO): proteolysis
Molecular function (GO): serine-type endopeptidase activity
Source: RefSeq, a predicted model, not a curated record